This is a messenger RNA of Amoebophrya sp. A25, 186 nucleotides long. NCBI's taxonomy places the organism in Eukaryota, Dinophyceae, Syndiniales, Amoebophryaceae. The record is from the annotation of a GenBank genome assembly.
CCUAGCACCACAGUCUUUAGCACAGACACAUUCCUGCUCCGUCGCCGAGCAACCUUCACCUUCAAAGUCGCUUCUGCCGCACCUGACCUCGACUCUUGUUUUCCUGAAGAAUCACUUGCAGGCACGGGUCAAGCAAGCUAAAAUGACGCCAGCUGAAACGUCGGAGGAGGAUUUGAGAGAUUUGGA